AUGAAUUUCGAUGUUGGAGGUCCAUCAUACUUAUCAUCAUCUUCAUCUUCGGAUGAUGAUAAUUUUCUGUCCAAUAUCAUUGCAGAGAUUGAUGAAACCGAAGAAGUAAUUUGUGAGUACAUCAACAACAACAUGAUCCUCGUUAACAAUUUACGUCAACACAACUACCAACCGAUCCAUGGUGGCUCGAUUCCCGGUCAUGCAGUGAUCAACCGCGAUCGAGAAAAUGCGCAUCAGAAUUUGGUCAUAGAUUACUUUGCCGAUAAUCCACGUUUUGGAGAAGAUAUGUUUCGUCGUCGAUAUCGGAUGUCAAGAAGUUUGUUCCUUCGUAUUGUUGAUGCAGUGAAAGAUCAUGACUAUUACUUCCAACAACGAAGUGAUGGACUUGGUAGAAUGGGAUUAUCACCGUUACAGAAAGUAACAGCUGUUUUUCGCAUGUUGGCAUACGGUCUACCAGCUGAUGCUACGGACGAAUACGUUAAAAUAGUAUUUGGGGCCGAGGAUCCAGCCAGCGCCAGCAACGGAAGUAGGCGGCAGCAGCAGCAGCUAGGGAUUUCUGAGGAGGGGGACGAGGAGGGAGGAACAGGGGCCGUUGGCGCUAUCAAAUCCCUGUUCGAUCCGAACGAGGAAACCAAGUCAGGAAAGGUACUGCCCAAGGCCUACUUGAAGGCCGCGAGGGAAGUGGUGAAGACUCUCCGAGAGUCGCUGGAGGAAGACGGCAAGGAUGUGGCCAAGUUUAGGAGGAGUGCUGAUGCUGCCGAGGAGUCGAUUAGAGCAGGGCCGGUCCUGAGCAUUCGGGGGCCCAGGAUGGAGAGUGAAAUAGUAAUCAGGUACAGGAUCGUGGGAGUUGGGAUGAUGGGCAGAGAGCACAUGACCAACCUCUCCCACCUCCGCUCCCACGGCGCCGUCCUCACGUGCGUUGCGGACCCUCACCCCGCUUCCCAAACCCUGGCCCUCCAACUCUCGGAAUCCCUCUCAGUCCCCAGUUCGCCUCCUCUUAAGGAAUCAUAUGUUGCACUGGAGAAAGCAAUCAGGUCCCUCGCGAGCUUCUAUUCGAAAGCUGGCCCCUUUGCAGCGCUCUCAGAGGAAGUGAAAACGAGCGUUCUGGAUGACUUGAACUCUGCGGAAGCAUAUCUAUAGCUAAACGUGCAUGACCCUCAGUUGUGUUCUGAAUCUUAUCGUCGUCGGUCUAGUAGUUGUUGGCCAUUCGAUCCUCUUGUUUCGGUUUAGUUUUUACCUCUUUCUUGAUGGUUUGCCCCUUUGGUAGGUCGGUACUCAUUUGUUUUCCCUCAUACGAGGGUCAUAAGCUGAUUAAUUAAACUAUGUUGAGAACCUUGUGGCUGCAUAUUUGUUUGCAUGUUGUCUUCUGACCAUAUAUUUAACUGCUUAAACUAGCGAGUGCAAAGU
Messenger RNA from Asparagus officinalis (garden asparagus), 1407 nucleotides. RefSeq lists its product as uncharacterized. Bases 1 to 1140 code for a protein of 379 amino acids. Lineage: Eukaryota; Viridiplantae; Streptophyta; Magnoliopsida; Asparagales; Asparagaceae. The transcript has 4 exons. Gene Ontology annotation, cellular component: photosystem II. Gene Ontology annotation, biological process: photosystem II repair; photosystem II assembly. The record is from RefSeq and is a predicted model, not a curated record.